AUGGCAGUUCCUGCUGUCCCGAAAAUGCAAUUGAACAACACAGUAAGUCAAAACUCCCCAGAACAUAACAUCCAUAUUGACGAAAGAGAAUUGGAGAACAUCACGAACAACGAUGGAAACGGCACUCUCCCAUUACAUUCUCCGUGGACUUUUUGGCUUGAUAGGUAAGCUCACCAUUUUAUCAUUACGUGGAUUUAAUAGCGAUUCUUUCUAUGUUUUCAUGGGAUGAGUUUGUGUCAACAAAACUGCGUUUGGGAUAGCUAGAAAGGCUUCUUGCCAAAACAAAGGAGGAGGCCUUGCAGACAGUUCUGCGUAUAACGCCGCAAUAAGGCAAGAUGACUACCAUAUUCAUUAUACAUUAAAUGAUUAUUACAUUUGACUAUAAGCCUGUGUUUUUGCAAUCACGAUACAUUGUUUCUUAUUCCUCAGCUGAUUUGAUGCCAUGCGCACCAUUAGUUAGAACAUUUUCUCAGAAGCUCAGUCUUCGAUUCAUUGUAAAACUUCAGAUCACUGCUUCACUGUAUUUGCAAAUAUGAUUAUAUUAUGGGAGGUGUACACAUGAUCUGCAGAAAUUGGACUUUGUCUAUUUUCAUGAACACUGUGAGUGCUUGUAUAUGGGGCAUAGUUUGUUUACCUCUUAUGUAGCCUGUUUUAAGUGGGGAAAGCACUUGGCCCUCAACACUGAUUUGUGCUAAAUAUGAAAGCAUUUAUUUCCAAUCUCAAGACUAAAAGUCAAAUCAUAGGCUAGUCUGUUUUUGUUUAGGCUACUGCCAUCCAUUGACGCUGUAAUGUGGGCAAUUUUUCUCUGUCUUGGUUUCAAUUUAGACCUAGCUUUUUUCUAAUAAAAAACUGUGCAUUGUGAUGGAUGUCACAAUAAUGGCCAUAGAUUAUCUAUUUGCAUAUACAGAUCUUUCCUUUCAAUGUGUUUUAUUGAAAUUAUGUAUCUAAAUCAAUGUACUGCUCUGGCCAAGAGAGAAUGAAGACAAUUUAAAAUGGGUCAGUCUUGUUUACUGCUGGGCUAGAGUCCAGUGGAAAGGGGGUUGACACCUGAUCGCCGACCUGGCUGCUUUGAGCACUGCUUUGAGCACAACCUCUCCUCACUGUUUUGGCUGAGUUAUCUAGUAAGGCCUGUUCACAGAGUUGGAGAACUACUGUACUAAGGCUUGCAAUAUGUACCAAACUAAACUAAACUAAAACUGAUAGAUCAUGCCAGAUGCAGAGUUAUAAAUUAGUUUAAAUAUUGAUGUUUUGUAGUGCUGAGCGAUAACUGCUUUUUGAGGUCAGUUCUGUUUCGGUUUUUGAAAAAUAAUCACGGUUUUCAAUUUAGGUUUCGAUAAAAAACCAACAAUAAAUGCAUUAUGUGGGUUCAAUGUUGUAACAACACAGAAUAAAACAUUGAUGGUAAUGGCUGCCCAAUACUAUGACUUAUUAGGCUCAUGAUUGAUUCACAUUACUUUACUUUAAUAAAAUAUUUCAGUAGUUGUGUAUAUUUUUAUUUUUUAUUUUAUUACUUAUUAUUUUAUUCCAAGUCAUCAUCUCAUCUCUUCUCAGGCAGUAGCAGCCAGCCAGCCAUCUAUCUCUGUGCUCCCCAAAGAGUAAUCCUUCAGGCUAGUCGGCUAGCCUAGCUGGCUAGCUGCCUGCUGUCUGAAUAAAUCACAAUUUCAGUAGUUCUUCAAAGUAUAUAAGACAUAGUUUUAAGACCGCUAAAUAACAACUCUCAAUCAAUUAGAUGUAUUGUCGGGUAGAGAUACCUAAGCAACCACUCUAUCCCUCUCGUGUCUCUCUAUUGGUCUUCCUCUCUGUGUCUGUCUGCCGGCCCCACCACUGAGGUAUAAUAAGAACUGGAGACUGCGUCAAAGAGGUCCGACCAUUGUUUUCAAGGUAAUCUACUCACGUUCGCUUAAGUCGAUUCAUGGACCGUCUAUAUCUGGGUUGCAUCCGGUUUAUACAGACCAACAUCACAUACGCACUAGCACUCAGUGCGCACAGAGAGCAGCGCGAGCAGCGACAACAUCAUCACAUCAUCCAAAAACAUGGCAGACAUUGGAUGAAUAUAAAAUGCUAAUAUCUUUAGUCAUCACCUUUGUGCACAAAACAACACUGAAUAAUUCAAAUUAUUGUCGCUGAGGACAAAUUUUUUCCCAUCACUCACAGCCAAAGUUAUUAACAUUUUAUAUUCAUCCAAUGUCUGUCAUGUUUUUGGAAGACGUGAAGAUGUCGUUGCUGCUCGCACUGCUCCCUGUGCACACUGAGUGCUAGUGCGCAUGUGAUGUUGGUCCAUAUAAACCGGAUGCAACCCGGAUAUAGACGGUGUAGGCGAACGUGAGUAGACACAGUCUCCAGUUCUUAUUAUACCUCGGUGCUUGGGUCCCACAGGCUUGCCUGGCAAGAACCAAUGAGAACAAGCAGCUGUAGGCGCAAUGGAUUCUGGUCAUUGUAGUUAAGGACCACGUUUUUUGCGCAUAACUAUGAUGAGUUGGAUAACAUGUCUCAGAGAGAAAUCUCUCUAGAGAAACGCCAUCGGUCAAUUCGUUAUUUUACAAAAUGAAGAAGAUUUCAGUUAAUCGCUCAGCACUAAAGUUUUGUUUGGAUAUUUCCUACAGAUCUUUACCAGGAACAACCGCAGCAGAAUGUGAAUCAGGUCUGAAAAAAAUCUACACUGUGCAAACAGUUCAGGUAAGGUUUGUGUGUUAGUUGAGAGGUUUAAGAACUGCCUGCAUCACAUCAUUGCCACAUCAUUGUAAAUACACAUGUACGGUACUUCUUUAUGUUAUGGCUUUGUGUUUAUCAGUAAUAAGGCAACAAUAUACAUUUGAUAAUCAUGGUAAAGAUCCUAUUUUUCCUCCCAUCUUUUUGAAUAGAGCUUUUGGAGUGUGUACAACAAUAUACCUGGCGUGUCCAGCCUACCACUGAGAUGUAGCUAUCACUUAAUGAGAGGGGAGAGAAGACCACUCUGGUGAGCCUAACUCACCUAACUCACCUAAUUCAUACAUAAACACAUAAGUCUAUGCAUAAUUCUAUGUGUAAAUUCUAUGACCUUUUAUUUACUCUCUGCUAUGCAUUUUCUAUUUCAUCCAGGGAAGAAGAGAGUAAUGCGAAGGGGGGAGUUUGGAAAAUGAAAGUACCCAAAGAAAGCACUGUAAGUACGAUAAAUGUAAUCUGUUAUGUUUUAAUCAUUCAUACAAAUGUAAUUUAUAAUGUUUGUUGAGUAAAUGUGUGUAGUAUUGGUUACAUACUCAAUGUGUCUUCAUUUCCCCAGCCUGCUGUAUGGAAGGAGUUACUGUUGGCCACUAUUGGGGAGCAAUUCACUGAUUACUGUGCUUCAGGUAAGAGUGUGAAGAGAGAGAGCAUUGUUUGCAGUGUCUUUCAGACUCCAACUGUGGGUUUUGGUCUACAUGGUCUGUUGUCAGCUUGUACAGUCAUGUACAGUGAGGGGAAAAAAGUAUUUGAUCCCCUGCUGAUUUUGUACGUUUGCCCACUGACAAAGACAUGAUCAGUCUAUAAUUUUAAUGGUAGGUUUAUUUGAACAGUGAGAGACAAAAUAACAACAAAAAAAUCCAGAAAAACGCAUGUCAAAAAUGUUAUAAAUUGAUUUUGCAUUUUAAUGAGGGAAAUAAGUAUUUGACCCCUCUGCAAAACACGACUUAGUACUUGGUGGAAAAAGUAUCUUUAUUGGCAAUCACAGAGGUCAGACGUUUCUUGUAGUUGGCCACCAGGUUUGCACACAUCUCAGGAGGGAUUUUGUCCCACUCCUCUUUGCAGAUCUUCUCCAAGUCAUUAAGGUUUCGAGGCUGAUGUUUGGCAACUCGAACCUUCAGCUCCCUCCACAGAUUUUCUAUGGAAUUAAGGUCUGGAGACUGGCUAGGCCACUCCAGGACCUUAAUGUGCUUCUUCUUGAGCCACUCCUUUGUUGCCUUGGCUGUGUGUUUUGGGUCAUUGUCAUGCUGGAAUACCCAUCCACGACCCAUUUUCAAUGCCCUGGCUGAGAGAAGGAGGUUCUUACCCAAGAUUUGACGGUACAUGGCCCCGUCCAUCGUCCCUUUGAUGCGGUGAAGUUGUCCUGUCCCCUUAGAAGAAAAACACCCCCAAAGCAUAAUGUUUCCACCUCCAUGUUUGACGGUGGGGAUGGUGUUCUUGGGGUCAUAGGCAGCAUUCCUCCUCCUCCAAACACGGCGAGUUGAGUUGAUGCUAAAGAGCUCGAUUUUGGUCUCAUCUGACCACAACACUUUCACCCAGUUUUCCUCUGAAUCAUUCAGAUGUUCAUUGGCAAACUUCAGACGGGCCUGUAUAUGUGCUUUCUUGAGCAGGGGGACCUUGAGGGCGCUGCAGGAUUUCGGUCCUUCACGGCGUAGUGUGUUACCAAUUGUUUUCUUGGUGACUAUGGUCCCAGCUGCCUUGAGAUCAUUGACAAGAUCCUCCCGUGUAGUUCUGGGCUGAUUCCUCACCGUUCUCAUGAUCAUUGCAACUCCACGAGGUGAGAUCUUGCAUGGAGCCCUAGGCCGAGGGAGAUUGACAGUUAUUUUGUGUUUCUUCCAUUUGCGAAUAAUCGCACCAACUGUUGUCACCUUCUCACCAAGCUGCUUGGCAAUGGUCUUGUAGCCCAUUCCAGCCUUGUGUAGGUCUACAAUCUUGUCCCUGACAUCCUUGGAGAGCUCUUUGGUCUUGGCCAUGGUGGAGAGUUUGGAAUCUGAUUGAUUGAUUUCUUCUGUGGACAGGUGUCUUUUAUACAGGUAACAAGCUGAGAUUAGGAGCACUCCCUUUAAGGGUGUGCUCCUAAUCUCAGCUCGUUACCUGUAUAAAAGACACCUGGGAGCCAGAAAUCUUUCUGAUUGAGAGGGGGUCAAAUACUUAUUUCCCUCAUUAAAAUGCAAAUCAAUUUAUAACAUUUUUGACAUGCGUUUUUCUGGAUUUUUUUGUUGUUAUUCUGUCUCUCACUGUUCAAAUAAACCUACCAUUACAAUUAUAGACUGAUCAUUUCUUUGUCAGUGAGCAAACGUACAAAAUCAGCAGGGGAUCAAAUACUUUUUUCCCUCACUGUAGAAUGAGUCUGUCAACCACACAGAAGAACUCUGUGAAAUGCCAUGAUCAUCCAACAGUUUCCGGUCCUUUCCUCCGGAUGCCAUCCUGUUCUACAUUCCUCAGAUUGUUCAGGUCCUGCACUAUGACAAGAUGGGCUAUGUGAGAGAGUACAUCCUGUGGGCGGCCCAGAAGUCUCAGCUCUUGGCCCACCAGUUCAUCUGGAACAUGAAGACUAACAUCUACCUGGACGAGGAGGCACACCACAAAGACCCUGACAUCAGGGAUCUGUUGGAGGAGAUGGUUGAGGAGAUAAUAGGCUCUCAGUCUGGUGCAGCAAAAUACUUCUUCCAGAGAGAGUUUUACUUCUUUGACAAAAUCACCAACGUAUCCGCCAUCAUCAAGCCCACCCCAAAGGGAGAUGAGAGGAAGAGGGCAUGUCUCAAAGCUCUGUCUCACAUCAAAGUCCAGCAAGGCUGCUACCUGCCCAGUAACCCAGUGGCCAUUGUACUGGACAUUGACUACCAGUCUGGAACACCCAUACAGAGUGCUGCCAAGGCCCCGUACCUGGCUAAGUUUAAGGUGAAGCAUUGUGGGGUCAAUGAGCUGGAGAAGGAGGGUCUGCGUUGUCAGACUGACUCCCAGGACGUGGAGCCGGUCGAAGACGUAGCUCGCAGGAUUGUCUGGCAGGCCGCCAUCUUUAAAGUGGGAGACGACUGCAGACAGGAUGUGCUGGCUCUCCAGAUCAUUGGUCUGUGUAAGAACAUCUUCCAACUGGUGGGACUGGACCUGUUUGUGUUUCCCUACAGAGUGGUAGCUACCGUCCCUGGGUGUGGUGUGAUCCAGUGUAUCCCAGACUGUAAAUCCCGUGACCAGCUGGGCAGACAGACAGACUUUGGGAUGUAUGACUACUUCAGAAACCAGUAUGAAGACGAGUCCACUCUGGCCUUCCAGAAGGCGAGGUAUAACUUCAUCUGUAGUAUGGCUGCUGCUCUUCCUGCUACAAAUCAAAGAUAGACACAACGGGAACAUCAUGCUGGACAGCAAGGGACACCUUAUCCACACAGACUUUGGCUUCAGUUCUCCUGGUGGUAACCUGGACUGGGAGCCAGACAUCAAGCUGACUGAUGAGAUGGUGAUGAUCAUGGGAGGCAAGAUGGAGGCCAUACCUUUCAAAUGGUUCAUGGAGAUGUGUGUCAGGGUAUACCUGGCUGUCAGGCCCUACAUGGAUGCAGUGGUGUCUCUAGUCACUCUGAUGCUGGACACUGGACUACCAUGCUUCAGAGGAUAG
Coregonus sp. 'balchen' is the source of this 6307-nucleotide messenger RNA. Lineage: Eukaryota; Metazoa; Chordata; Actinopteri; Salmoniformes; Salmonidae. The record is from the annotation of a GenBank genome assembly.